GUUUGUCGCCCCGCGUAGCAGCCGCACAUCUUUCAAAUAACCGUGCGAUUGUCGUGUUAAUAAAUAAACAAAUACAAUUUCGUAAUUUGCCUAGUUUAAAGCUGAAUAUAGAGGGAUCCAGGAGAAUUAGGAUGAAAUAAUCUCCUGUAAUGUCAGUGGUGCCAACAUUAAAAGAAAGACAACAAUUAUUUUAUAUCUAAAUUCAAAGACAAUAAACGUAGCAGUUACUAAGACAUUUUUAUAAGAAUUAAAGAUGAGUUUCGAUUCGAAUGGGUCAUCAAAAAAGCUAAAUUUAGAUAGAGCGUCGAAUUUCAUGAGACAAUUCCGGGACCCGGAUUCCAGAGAGCUGAAGAAAUUGUCAGCUAAUCAGUUUAUGGAAGUAUGGAGCCACUAUGAUAAGGACGGUAACGGUUACAUAGAAGGCACGGAGCUGGACGGUUUCCUGAAGGAAUUCGUAUCUAGCGCGAAUUUUACGGAUAUCAGCCCUGAUGCUGUAUCUGAUUCAAUGCUAGUGGAGCUGAAGGCAUGUUUCAUGGAAGCGUAUGAUGACAAUCAAGAUGGGAAAAUUGAUAUUCGUGAGUUGGCGCAACUUCUGCCCAUGGAAGAAAACUUCCUCCUACUCUUCAGGUUUGAUAAUCCUCUAGAAUCCAGCGUGGAAUUUAUGAAGAUAUGGCGGGAAUACGACACAGAUGGCAGCGGGUACAUUGAAGCUGAUGAGUUGAAGAACUUCUUACGAGAUCUUUUGAAAGAGGCAAAGAAGAUAAACGACGUUUCGGAAGAUAAAUUGAUUGAGUACACAGACACCAUGUUACAAGUUUUCGACUCGAAUAAAGACGGUCGGCUGCAGCUCUCAGAAAUGGCAAAGUUACUUCCUGUGAAGGAAAAUUUCCUGUGCAGACAAGUGUUUAAGGAAGGCAUUGAGGGCGCUACAAAACUUACCAAGGACGAUAUAGAAAGAGUGUUUUCUCUAUACGAUAGGGAUAACAACGGCUCUAUUGAAAACGAAGAAUUAAGGGGAUUUCUGAAAGAUCUGUUGGAGUUAGUUAAAAAGGAUUAUGACGCUCAGGACCUCCUUGAAUUCGAAGAGACAAUCCUCCAGGGCGUGGAGUACAGCAGUGAGGGCAAAAUAAGUAGGAAGCAACUCACUAUGAUACUGCUUGCGCUCGCAAAACAUAACCAGGAAGAAGAUGAGAAACCAACUACACCAUGAACGCAUUUAUUUUUAUCAGCCAGUCCGUCCUAGUAUCCGAAUAUAGCUUUGGCAUCUUUUAUAACUGGUAUGAAAUGCAGACUCUCACUCUUUCUCUCUCUCUCUCUCUGUCCUUCUGUCUCUUUCUCUCUUACUCUCUCUCAAUAGUGACUGGUUUCUAUAUAAUACUUUGAAAUUAGAAAAUUCUUAGUGAUUUGUAGGAAUUGUAAUAAAGAAAUAUUUUGUUCAAUGAUUACUUAUGUUUUUUUACUAAUGAAAUGAUAAAUUAUAUAGAAUGAAUAUCUGCGUUAAGCACUUAAUAUGCUCUCUUUUUUCCUUGGAGUAUUAUGGUGUCAGUCAAUUAUGAAUUUUAUUAUUCUAUCAUAUUCCUAGUUGACAAUUGACAUUAUACCCGCGCAUUUUAAAGUCAUCUGAAAAUCUUAUGUCAAAUCAAUUUAAAUUAUUUGUUAGUUGCUUCCUAACGUUGAUUAUAUUUAGUAGAUCCUCUUUUCAGAAAUCGUGUGUUAUAUUAAUUAAAAUCGUUAAUUUCGCAGUUGUAAAAAGUGCCAAAGUAAAUUAUUUCAAAAAACGUGUGUGCUUUUUUUACUUAGAAUUAAUAGAAACGUUGUGUUAUAUUUACAAGAAUAACAGCUUAAUGUUGUAUGUUAUUAUUGUAUCGAGUAAGCAUUGUUAUAAAUAGGUUUUGUAUAAACGAAAUAAUCAAAUUUCGAUGUUAAAAUAAUCAUCUUUUAAUUAUAUUUUCUCCCUGUGAGUGUUGUUUGGUGUUUAUGAAGCUAUAAAUGAAUAGUUUGUGCAUGAUAACGGAGCACCGUUAUAUAUUUACUCAAAAAGUAAUUUUUCGAGAAUCUCCCAAUUGGCGUAUUAGUACCUAGUGAUUACUAAAGUAUCGACACAGAUAACUAAGUAUUUAGUUACAUCGUGUAUUAGUUUAUUUUUUUAUUCAAUAAUAAACUUUUUUCUACCUCUAAGUAGAAAUAGUAUGUUAUCUGUGGUAGACAUUUUUAAUAAUUAUUUUAAAAACAUUAAUUCUGUUUCGAUCAAUUCGCCAAGCAUACAAUGACAUAAAGCACUCUUCUAGUCAUAGUCUAAUAACUCUGUUAUUUUGCGUUAUCGUUAAACAUACCUAGUGACAAAUAAAAAAAAUGCACAGGGGAGAAUUUAUUACUAUUCAUAAUAAAAAAAUUAAUGUCUCUAUGUCUGUAUUAGUAGAAUUGAAAGGGUUUUAUAUGUAAUUAAAUAUUAUUAAGUACGUUGUGAUUUGGAUAAAAAAUUGUGAUUAAAAGGUAUCAACAUUUAAAGCAGUAUGUAAGUCAUAUUUUUGUUACAAUUACGUUAAAUUUAACUUUACACAUUCAAUUAGAUAGGCGUAUAAGAAAAGAUUAAUAUUGAAAAAGCAGUACGAUGUAAGACUGAAAUAAAACUACCUACCUUACCAGACAAUAUAAAAACAAUAAACAAUUAACAUGAGAAGUGAAAAAGAAAUCUUUUACAUGAGAAGAUUCUACUUACUGAGUAAAAGUUAUAUAAUAUAAGUAAUAUCAAUUCCUGCGCUGGUUUAAAGAACCAUAGAUCACAGGUGGCAGUCAAUUUCAGUCUUACAAAAACAAUGUGCUUAAUACCUACGUAUAAGUCGAAAGAUACACUUAUUUUCAUAACACUUCAUUAUUUUUAAAAUACACAUACCAUAGAUAAAUAAGCCAAAAUGAUUGCCAAAUAUUAUAAAUGAAAUGCAUAUUAAAAUAUAUUUUAUACAGUUUAUGUAGCUUUAGAAUAAAAAAACAAAAUUUCAAAUUUAUCUAAAGCAAAUAAUUAAAGAAUGUUUGAAUUUUAUCCCACUGCAAAAUAUCAUGAAUUGUACAAAUAAAUCCUAGGUAGUUAAUAACGUAGAGAUCGGUUUAAAUAAAUGUUGACACACACUAAAAUGUUGUUUAUGGAGCUUUGUAAUUUAUUAUUAAUUAAAUUAAAUGAACGUAUAUUAAUGAUGCGCAUUUACUUUAUAUAAUUAUUCAAAUAUCGAUUAAUGCUUGCAAAUGUAUCCGAAGCUGUUCCGAAUUUAUUUGAAUUCUGACCAUUACAUAUAAGUACUUAUAUUAGUACAUAUUUACAGUCAAUUUAAAUUCAAAAGUGAAAUACCUUAUCAUAAGACGAUUUAAUAUUAUUUCAAAAUUUAACGAGGCAAUUUGGCGAAUGAAUAAGAAUAUCAAAGAUACAGUUACUAUACUAAUGAGAUUCACAUAGUUUUAGGACUUAUUUACUGAGAUGGUCACCGUACACUUUAAUUUUCGAGUAUAUAUAAUAAAAACGUGUGCGUUCUGAGACUCCCGAGAAGCGAUAAGUGUAAAAAAUUUAAAUUGACUUGCUAGAGUGAGAGCCUAUCGUUGCCGUAUGCGUAAGUAAAAUGGAAGCCAGACAGACGUGCGCCGUAACGCGUUACGUCACGAGUCGGUUUAAUCUCCCAUAAAAAGUUAUCACUUCAAAAAUUUUGAAAUAUAGAAAUAGUAUAUAUUACUGUAUUAACAUUUAUUCAGUCGCUAAAGAUGCCUUGCUAUAAUACUCAAUUUGUAUUAAAACCAAAUGAUUAGUACUUGAAGUAGAUUUAUGAAUGUGUACUUAAAGGUGUGCACGGUAAUGUACUACUAAAUAAAUUAUAAAUAGUUAUAAUGAUUGUUUUCUUCGGAAUAUUAUGUAUUAUACAAUUAUUUACUUGCUUAUAUGUUCGUUGAAUUAUUAAGAUGUUUAAUAUGUGUUCUAUGUUAUUAUUUAAGAUAUAUGAAUUGUUGUAGCAAAUAAAUUCAAAACAAUUCCAAUAAAAUCCCUUUAUUGACCUUUCUGUAAAGGUAUGUUGUGUGUGAUAGUCGAAAUGUCGUAAGGUAAAUUAACAGAAAUUAUAAAAUGUGUUAGCAUAAUUACUGUGAUGUUUAUAUUCUGCGCAAAACCUAUAAAAUCAUGUACUUAUAUGGCAACAUCUGCAACGAUCUAAUGUUUGUGGUUCACAGAGUAAUUUUUGUUUCAAUAAACUGAUACAAGCAGUUAAUCGUCUAGACAAAUCAUAAUACCCUUCUGUAGAACUGUAAGAUUUGAAUUUUUAAGUACGUACACUGUUUUGCAUCAUGCAUUUAGUGUUUAUAUCACUAUAACAAGACUAAAGACUAGAAAUAAUAAUUGUUAUUAUGCUUCUGUAUUUUUUUUUUCAUUCGUUAAC
Molecule: messenger RNA, 4412 nt
Organism: Zerene cesonia (dogface butterfly)
Lineage: Eukaryota; Metazoa; Arthropoda; Insecta; Lepidoptera; Pieridae
Gene: Cbp53E
Product: calbindin-32
Exons: 13
Coding region: 254-1210 (318 amino acids)
Biological process (GO): regulation of long-term synaptic potentiation; regulation of presynaptic cytosolic calcium ion concentration
Cellular component (GO): cytosol; synapse; terminal bouton
Molecular function (GO): calcium ion binding
Source: RefSeq, a predicted model, not a curated record